Messenger RNA from Naegleria lovaniensis, 1797 nucleotides. RefSeq lists its product as uncharacterized. The record is from RefSeq and is a predicted model, not a curated record. Bases 1 to 1797 code for a protein of 598 amino acids. Lineage: Eukaryota; Heterolobosea; Eutetramitea; Acrasida; Naegleriidae. The transcript has a single exon. Gene Ontology annotation, cellular component: ribonuclease MRP complex; multimeric ribonuclease P complex. Gene Ontology annotation, biological process: endonucleolytic cleavage in ITS1 to separate SSU-rRNA from 5.8S rRNA and LSU-rRNA from tricistronic rRNA transcript (SSU-rRNA, 5.8S rRNA, LSU-rRNA); tRNA 5'-leader removal; tRNA 3'-end processing. Gene Ontology annotation, molecular function: ribonuclease P activity; ribonuclease MRP activity.
AUGCUUCAAUUCAAUGCAGGAGUUGAACCGUUGCCUUCCCGAAUGAUUUUCUGGAGUGAUACCUUUCUGGAACAUGAAAAGGCAAAUCAUUCCGAUAUUAUUCGGAAUCAUCCAUUUAAUUAUCGUAUGGAAAUUGUAUUGAAUUUUUAUAAUCAUAACGAUUCGACAACAGAAGCUUCUCAUGGUCUUGUUGCCUACGAUGAAGAACAAUCGUUAGAGAACAACAACAAACCAUCAAGGCCUUUACCAGAGGUCAAUUCCAAAGAAUUGAUUCAGAACAUUCUCAAUCUCUGCACGGAUUUAAAGGAUAAGAGUGUAGUCUAUCUAUGUUCCAACAUUCAACCCGUGGAUAUCAUUUCCUAUGUUCAAGAACGAGUCUUAACAAGAGAAGAAUCUUCAUCGGAUUAUUUAGUCUAUUGCCAUACACUCGGAGCUCAUACCGAUUGUUUAAGUGCCAACCAAAUGGCCAUCUAUCCCAUAUUUAAUACCUCUUCAUCAUCAACUCAUGGUAUUAAUGUUGCAUCAUGUUCAACACCAUUGGAGAGAGAACAUCAUUUACGGUUCAGAUUGGAUCAGGAUACUCUUCUUGAAAUUGGAUUGCAACGCAAUGAAAAGAACAAAAUUCACUCGAAAAAGACUAGUGCUCACUCUGCUAAUUUUGAAAGCGAUAAUUAUUCAACAGUAGGAUACAAGAUGCCUUUCAAACCAAAAUCUAAAGAAUAUGAACGAUUGAUGUGGUCUCUGAACAAAGAGGGAACAUGUCCAAUGCAUUGCUUCUUUGGAGUUUUUAGUAUUGAGAAAAAUGGUUGGAUUGAAAUGUCAGAUUUCGAAUCGUUUGUCCAGUCAAGAAUUAAUUCCAAUACUACUAAUUCGGAGGAAACUUUUGGUGCGAGUUCAACUGCAGAAAACAAAGUUUUGAUUAAAAAGACAUCUGGAAAGGAUAUUUUCAAUGUGAGAAUUUUGAAGGAGGAAUCUCUAGUAUUACCACGAGUUGAAUUGAGUAUUGAAACUAUUGCAAAAGGAGGUGAAAAGAGUGAACAGAAUAAGCAUCCAAGCACUGCUUGUAACACAUUGGAAGGAUUUUCUCAAUUACAGCAACUAGGUCAUCAUGCACCACCAUCCAAUCUCAUGGACGAAACAAGUGACAAUGAAGAUGACCAUGAAGAAGCUGAACAUGACGAAGAUGACAAUGAUGAAAACGAUGAGCAUGACGAAGUGAGUCAUCACUUGUUCUCCAUGUUCAACAAGUCUCUUUCCCCUUCUGAAGAGAAAGAAAUUUGUAAACAGGAAACAGCCAAGGCCAUUUUGACAAGUGUUGGAUUAUUGAGCGGAGGAAUGGGUUCAGAAUGUCUCAGCGCCUCAGAUGAUAGUAAAUCUUCUGAGGUUACCACUAGCAGUAGCACUACCCAUCAGGAAGAUGCAUCAUUCGUGAACAUUGUGGCACAACGAAAUCAUUUACUCUUCAUGAAUGCACUCAUGCAUGAUGUGAAAUUCGCACGGGUCGAUCAAACCUUUAUUAUCAAGCUUGAUGGAAUUUUACCACCAUUGUUUGUUGAGAAAAUAUUCGAACUUGUGUGGAAAGGAACUCGAGUUGGCAAAUGUUGGAAUGCCUUUUUAGUGACAGGCAUGGAAGACGCUGUCGUGAGUUGGAAAAAGUUUAAUCAUACGUAUGCAGUGAGCGGAGAGAAUGAUUACUUGUAUGUGAUAUUUCCAACCACUUAUUCGAGCACGAAACAACAGGAAAUUACACCUAAUUGGUUGAUUCAGAUUUUGAAUCAACAAGACGAGUUUUCGUAG